This is a messenger RNA of Mollisia scopiformis, 1089 nucleotides long. RefSeq lists its product as uncharacterized. NCBI's taxonomy places the organism in Eukaryota, Fungi, Ascomycota, Leotiomycetes, Helotiales, Mollisiaceae. The coding region runs from base 1 to 1089 and encodes 362 amino acids. The record is from RefSeq and is a predicted model, not a curated record. The transcript is spliced from 2 exons.
AUGUCAUCAUCAAGCGUCCACGAUCCGUGCAGCGACACAUCUCCAGUCGAUGCCCUAAAGAAGCUGACAUUCUCUGAAGAGAUGCUCACUGACCGCAAAGAAGACAAGGGUGAAUCGACGUCCGACAACGACCCAGACAUGACUCUAUCCACACGCCCAGUGCAAGCUAUCUCUACGUUGCCAGAGCCGAAAUGCUAUUGGGAGCUUCUGCCCUUCGAAUUGCGAGAGUUCAUAUUUUCUGAACUUCAUUGUUCUCCUGACGACUACUCCGCUUCCUCUCACUGGACAUCGCCUUUUACUUGGCAAGGAUCAACAUCCCCGUUUAUGAAGGCAUUGCGAACCCUGCCAAAGUCCUACGAUCACGCGCUUCAAUGGUUCGGUCGAGAAGCCACUCUGUCCCUUACCGGUAACCCUUGGUAUCCGACGGGGUAUCGCUUGUCGGCUCUGGAUAUCAGCGAGGCUGAGUUGAACGUCGUUCAACAAAUCGAUAUUGACGCUACCUUCAUUGUCAAUUGUACACAAGAUCUCUUUGAAGAAGAUGGAAAGACCGUUGUCAGGUUUGAGAAGCCCACUUGGUUCACUCGCCAGUUCCUAGAUCUCCCAAGUGUGCGCAACGUUAGCAUCGCCCUAGACCUCGACAAUAUUGACCAAGGUUACAUGGCUGUUUUCUUGACCGAAUGGCCAUUGUGGUUACAAGGUUUCACGGCAUUGGCCAAAGUCACCGUGAAAAUUCCUCUUUGGGUCAUGGACGAUAGAGGUCGAAAAAUGGUCAACGGCAUUAUUGGAGGUAUCAACAGAAAGACAGGAGUCCGAGGCCAAUUUGUGGAGGUUGAAAAGGACAAAAGUCUUAGACACGUUCACGAAGACGCUGAGGUUUGGGAAUGGGAGGCCGUCGAUGGGAAGUUUAUGGAUUGGACUCAAGAGCUUGGGAGAGAAUACAAGUACCGUCAAUGCAGAGACUCCAGGAGGGACUUUCAAUUCUUCGACGACAUCACACAUACCGAGCUAGGGUUCGAAGAUGGCAGCUUCUUCCUUGAGAAUUGGCAUUAUUGUUGGCCGCCUUAUGAAGGAAGAUGUGACGAACAGUAA